Miscanthus lutarioriparius is the source of this 546-nucleotide messenger RNA. The record is from the annotation of a GenBank genome assembly. Lineage: Eukaryota; Viridiplantae; Streptophyta; Magnoliopsida; Poales; Poaceae.
AUGGCGUCGACGUCGGGGGAUCCAUCGGCAGCGGAGGCUCUCCGCCGCGGCCGCAUCCUCUCCAGCCGCCUCUACGUCGACGGCGUCCCCAGCUCCAAGGUCCGUCACCCCAACCCCUCUCUCUCCUCCCACUUCGCCGCCGUGGGUCGUGACAACCGCAUGCCGUUCGCGCAGGCACCCGUGGUCUACUCGCCGCGUGCACUCAGAGUCGUACUUAGCAGCCUUAAGAGCAGUGUGAAGGUUGCUCGCAUUGUAGAGAGUGGGACAAAAACAGAAGAUUAUUUGGACAUCCUUGAUAAGGCUCUCAAGGUAGCUGAAAGUAGAUUUCAGCCCCAGUUGAUUCUGUACAAUGCUGGAACUGAUAUCCUAGAUGGCGAUCCUUUAGGCAGCCUAAAGGUUAGCCCAGAGGGUGUGAUUAUUAGAGACGAAAAGGUUUUCAGGUUUGCAAAGGAUCAGAGUAUUCCUCUCCUCAUGCUGACAUCAGGUGGGGAUUGUGCUCUUCAUUCUUUAACUUCAUCUGCCUUGACUCUUAGCUAUAUUCACUGA